Messenger RNA from Eptesicus fuscus (big brown bat), 2031 nucleotides. RefSeq names its product short transmembrane mitochondrial protein 1 (gene STMP1). The transcript is spliced from 3 exons. The record is from RefSeq and is a predicted model, not a curated record. Lineage: Eukaryota; Metazoa; Chordata; Mammalia; Chiroptera; Vespertilionidae. Bases 93 to 236 code for a protein of 47 amino acids.
CCGACGGCGGGUUCCGCCCCUCGCACCGGGGAGGCUGGAGAGGAACGGCCCACGGAGCUACCACCGCCCUUCGCGCCGUCUUCGCUGACAUCAUGCUCCAGUUCCUGGUUGGAUUUACUUUUGGCAACCUGGUUGGAAUGUAUCUGGCUCAAAAUUAUGACAUGCCAAACCUGGCUAAAAAACUUGAAGAAAUUAAAAAGGACAUGGAUGCCAAGAAGAAACCCCCUAGUUCAUGAGGCCAACUCCAGCACUGGCUCCAGGAAAUCCUGACUCUGCUCUUCUCCAGGGCCUCCUUUACAUCUGAACCAAAGCUUCUGUCUUCUGUCCAGUCUCAGCCUUUGCUUCGAGCACAAAUGGGGCCACGAGUUAAGAACUGUGCUUACUUUCCCAACAUCCUCACCUCUUCCCUUCCUCCUAGCAGCUCGGGAGGUCCUAAGACUGGAACUAUGGUGCUAGAUUAGUAAACAUGACCUUUAAUUAGUAGUCUCUCCCUUAUUCUUUGGGAUUUUUUACUGCCUUUUUCAAAAGAAAAAUUAAUGAGUUUUGUAUAGCUGAUCAGAUAUAAAUAAUGCUGACUUCACAAGUUAGCAAUUAUAAUGGGUGUUUAAACAUUUGGUACUAAAUUAUGUUAUUUCAAGGUCACUAAAAUUAAAAUCUAGAAGCCAGUUUCUGAUGAAUUAUCCAUUUAUUUUAUACUAUUCUCAAUAUAACUGACAUAUAUAACUCCAUAGUUGCUAAUUUAACCAGUAAAUCAAUUUGCUACUCAUCAGUUGAGAAACUAUGUUCUGAGAACUCCAUCAGGAAUUGGGGAAUUAAAAAUAAUGGCCUUUGUUCUCAGUAGACUUCAUAGUUCAGUAUGCAUGUUUUUUCUUAAUGAUGCAUUUGAUCUGGCUCUUUUUCCUCAAAAGAAUCAUACUUAUUUUAAGGGAUUAUAGGUGCAUUUGACAUUACAUGAUGGAUAAAUGACAAGUUGUCUAUAAAGGAAAUUUUAUGCCUUUUCACAUUAAAAGAAAUGUAUCAACCUUAUAACUUUAUAGUGAUUCUCACAAGAAAACUUUUUUUGCUGCAAUCAGAAAUUAUCAUUGUAAUUUGUCAAAUGUAUAAUUAGUUCAUUUGAAAAAAUUAAACAAAAAUGUUUGAUUACAUCACUUUUCCCGUGACUCAAGAUACAAAAGUGAUUUAGAAUGAAGGGCCUCUCCCACCUCUAGCUCCUAGAUCCUCUUCCUGGAGCCAGGCACUGCCAGCAGUUCACUGUAUGCUAUUGAACAAGAUUCUGUGCCUAACCAUGUGUGCAUGGGCUUUUUACACAAAUGAUAAACUAUACAUAGACUUUGCUCUGGCCUUUCCCUCCCCAUUGAAUAUCAGUAUGUAAGGAAUAAGGAAUCUGUUUCCUUUUUUGGCUGCAUAAGAUUCUAUUGGAUGAAUAUACCAUAAUUUAUUUAAUCUAUCAUUGAUGAAUAGUUGUUUCCUGUCUUUUGCUGUUACAGUGAUAACUUUGAACCUGAUGUUAUCAUACGUAUCUAUGCAGGGUAUAGCCAUAAGCUAACGUCCUAAAACUGUAAUUUGCACUAAAUAUAGGUCAAGUCCCACUUCAUUGUGUGUUUUGCUUGUUGGGCAGCUUCACUGAUAAUGCCACGUCUGAGGACAUUUUAGCAGAAUCAGUAAACUGCAAGAUUACUUAGAGACACCUUUUUUCAGACAGCGAUGGCACUGAUACUACAUGUGAUUAUAAAAUGAAGCGAUUCUGCUUCUCUUUGAGACUAUGCGUCUCUCAUACAUGGAGAUAAGUUUUAUCCAUCAGUUCAUCCUGGUGUAUGAGACAGAUUAGGAUCAUAUUAUGGUUUGGCUUCUCUCCCUAGCAGUGUGAUCAUGGGCAAACAGCUUAUUUGUCGGAAACUGUUGUAUUCUCUGUAAGAUCUGGACAUAAUACCUACCUCAUAGGGCUUCCAAGAGAAACAAUUGCAAUAAUGUAUGUGAUGCACCGUGCUUUGCAAAUUUGCCCAAUAAAUAGCAGACCUUAGUCCAAACAUA